This is a messenger RNA of Brassica rapa (field mustard), 588 nucleotides long. Its product is annotated as S-protein homolog 17-like. NCBI's taxonomy places the organism in Eukaryota, Viridiplantae, Streptophyta, Magnoliopsida, Brassicales, Brassicaceae. The record is from RefSeq and is a predicted model, not a curated record.
UGUAUAUAUAAUCUAAACCACAAAAAGAAGUAAACAUCAUCUGUAUCCUACAAAAAUAAAUAUGAAAAAUCUCUCAAUCUUUCUAUGUGUGGUUAGCUUCUGCAUGAUUAGCCAUGUAUACGGCAGCAUCAGGAUUUCAAACGAACUCAAAUUCAAGAAAAAACUCUCUGUAAGCUGUUACUCCAAGGACAACCGAAUGAAGACAGAGAUAAUAGAACCAGGAGCACGAUAUGAAAAAUACUUCAACACCAACAUUUUCGGGACAACGCGUUUCAUGUGUACGUUGAGACAAGGGCCUAACUAUAGGCACACUCAGAGCUUCACAGCAUUCAAACAGGUAAGUUCCAGGGAUAAUGGAGCCUUGUGGGAUUGGAGAGCCAGAGAAAAUGGUAUCUAUUUGAAAGUGUGGGCGGGCAAACAUGAACAAGGCGGGGCCUAUAUGCAUAAGGCGUUUGAUUGGAUUUACUAGUUAAGAGACAAGCUUAUACACAUAUUAAAAUCAAAGUUUGUAAUGUUUUUCAUUAAUUAAUACGAGAGAAUAAUCAUUUUUUAAACACUGAGUAAAUCACCAAUUACAUUAUAUGAAAA